AUGGACACUCCCAGUCUGCUCCCGCAGGUCGACGCCUUGGCCGACAAUAUCGACGACCUGGAGGAUGCCCUGGGUCCGCUGCUCCAGUCCGCCCUUUCCACCCACGCAAGCAAGCUGCCGCUGCUGGACAAAGCGAAGCUGUACACCCUUGUCACCUACGCCAUAGAAUCCAUGCUUUUCUCAUACCUCAGCCUGAACGGCGUCAAGGCCAAGGAGCACGCCGUCUUCACCGAGCUCACCCGCGUGCGUCAAUACUUCCAGAAGAUCAAGCAGGUCGAGGACGCUCCCAUCAAGCCCAACCAGUCCCUCGACAAGGCCGCCGCCAACCGCUUCAUCAAGGCCGGCCUCGCCGGCAACGACCAGUACGACAAGGAACGUGCCCUGCGCCAGGCCAAGGAACGCGCCAUUGCCCAGCUCAAGCUCGAGCAACUGUCCAGCAAGAAACGCAAGGCUGACGACGCCGCUGAGGACAAUGAGGCGUCAUCCGAAUCCUCCAGCUCCGAGUCGGACGAGGACGAGGAGGAGGAGCAGGAGCCCGAGGAGCCGCAACCCCGGAAGAGCAAGCGCGCCAAGGCGACCGACAUGUGGGAAGCCGGAGCAUCUGAGGACAAGGGUGGUAAGAAGCAGAAGGGAAAGAAGAAUGGCAAGCAAAAGAAGGCCGAAGAAGAUCCUGGAGAGCCAGAAGGGGAUGCCGGUGAGGAUAAUGAGACUGGUCGCACGCGGAAACAAAAGUCCGGUCAUGUCCCGCUUGGCCACAAGGGCGCGUUCCAGGCGCUACUAAAGGGACCCCUGCCGAAAAGAGACGAAUCCCAAGCACCGAAGAAGAAGGGCAAGGGAAAGAGGAAGUCAAGGGGUUGA
Messenger RNA from Diplodia corticola, 858 nucleotides. RefSeq names its product exosome-associated family protein. Gene Ontology annotation, molecular function: DNA binding; RNA binding. The record is from RefSeq and is a predicted model, not a curated record. NCBI's taxonomy places the organism in Eukaryota, Fungi, Ascomycota, Dothideomycetes, Botryosphaeriales, Botryosphaeriaceae. Gene Ontology annotation, biological process: maturation of 5.8S rRNA; regulation of gene expression. Bases 1 to 858 code for a protein of 285 amino acids. Gene Ontology annotation, cellular component: exosome (RNase complex); nucleolus. The transcript has 2 exons.